AUGUCGUCCCGUUCGUCCCUCAGUAUCCUGUCGAGUCCGCCCGAUGAUAUAGACACCUGGAUCCUAGGUAGCAGUCUACCCUCGCUGACAGCUGCUGUGCAUUUGAUUCAAGAAGCUCAGCAUUCGGCUUUCAGCCAUGGCAUAGCGCCGUGGAAUUCCGUCGUUGCGUCGGUUACACACGAUCUUCACGGUCUGAACCAUCCGCGUUCACUGGAUCGAGGCCCGUUCAAUCGUCACGAAGCCAUCACCGUCCCCGUCGUCCAGUUCCUGCAGUCCCAAGAAUCCGACUUUCAAUUCCACACAACCGUCACCGACAUCCUCCUAUACCCUGAUUCUCACCACGUCACAGCAAUCCGUACCCACACCUCACAGACUGAAUGCACUAUCACGCUGCGCAAACAAGAUAUCGUCGUCGUCUCCCUGGGAUCCGUCUUGUCCGGCGCCACCACAGGCUCCAACUUCGUCCCGCCAUCACUCGACCUCAUGGAAGACCCACGCUUCCGAAACGCGUACAACUUCUGUACCCGCGCCGACGAAUUCUGUCUCGAGUCCUUCACUGUCACCCUACACAACCCACAAUUCUUCUCCGUCUUCAUCGCCCUCACGGUCAAUUCCCCGAGUCUCGUCUUCGUCACCCUCCAGGACGCCAACUGGCUCCUCAAGGGGAUACGCGCUACGGCGCGACAGAAGCGGAGAAACAUCGACAAGACUAUGUUGGAAUGCUCUGGCGAAGAGAACAUGACCGAAUUACCCUGUCAUUUGAAGUUCCCUUUGCAGGAUAUCAUACCACAUAGCACUACCGUGCCGUGCGUCGUGUCCCGUAUGUCUACGUCAUUGUUGGUGCGUGCCCUUCAGAUCGACCACAGUUCAUCCCUGACGGAAUGCCCAACCUGGCGCGCAUCGGUCAAUUCGUUGAGAUCCCGGAUGAGGCCGUCGUUACGAUGGACUAUGGCGUUUGGGGUGUUCAAUGGGCAGUCUCGCGACUUUUGGUGUUUGAUCGGAAGUGGAGGAAGUCGAAGAGGAAUUCGGUAG
Messenger RNA from Aspergillus tanneri, 1032 nucleotides. RefSeq lists its product as uncharacterized. The transcript has 4 exons. Gene Ontology annotation, biological process: fatty acid metabolic process. The record is from RefSeq and is a predicted model, not a curated record. Lineage: Eukaryota; Fungi; Ascomycota; Eurotiomycetes; Eurotiales; Aspergillaceae. Bases 1 to 1032 code for a protein of 343 amino acids. Gene Ontology annotation, molecular function: FAD binding; oleate hydratase activity.